Molecule: messenger RNA, 934 nt
Organism: Mytilus trossulus (common blue mussel)
Lineage: Eukaryota; Metazoa; Mollusca; Bivalvia; Mytilida; Mytilidae
Exons: 4
Coding region: 1-804 (267 amino acids)
Source: RefSeq, a predicted model, not a curated record
AUGUGCAAACCAAUCAUAAUACCAGAGGCAGUGAUGAAAGAGGCUCCUAGGUUACCUGGUCAAGCAGUUGAUGACAUUCUAGAUGCCCUGUCUUCACCAGAGAAAUCUAUGAUUUCUGUAAAAGGAAGAAUCUCAAAGGUGUAUUUACCAACUAACAAGAAUGAUGUGAUGUUAAAGGACAUAUCUGGUAAAAUAAAAGUAGCCGUGUGGGAUAAGAUGGUGGGGACUUUGGACAAAGGCCAUCUUGUUGAACUGUCCAAGUGUAGGGUGAAACUCUUUCAAGCAGAAAAGAAGUUGACAACAACAUCUGCAACUACUGCUGUGUUGUUCACAAGUGAGGAUCCUCAGUUCGAUGUCUCAGAAGUUGAGCUGAAUGAAGAUGAACCUCACCAGUCCAUGGUUGACAUGCCGUCAGGUACAAUUGAAGCUAUCUUUGAUGUUGAUCCGUACUUGUCCUGCCCAAAGGCCAGUUGUAACAAUACUAAGUUGACAACAGUUCAGGAGGAUGCUGACGAGGUACUCAAGAUGCUUUGCAAAUCUUGCAAAGGAAUCUUUAGAGGAGGGGCUUCAAACAGUUAUAUGAGGGCAACAGUUUUAUUGGUAACUGGAAGUGAACAGAAAAAAGUCACAUUGUUUAGCCCUCAAAUUAAAAAGCUAUUUGAAUCAAGAGGGUUGGACUCAAAAAUCGAAUGGGACAAAAUGAAAAUGAUCACAAAAUUCAUGGAUGUUAUUCCAAUUGAGAUCAAAUACAGUCUAAGGAAUAACACAGUUUCAAAACUUGUGUGCAAGCGAAUAUGUCAGUAACUUCCAUAUUUUAUUUUGUAACUUGAAGUGACACGCCUAUAAUGAAUAUUAUUUCCUUGCUGUACUUAUCAAUUGAUUAAUGAAUAUUUUGUCUAAAAGAUACAACAGUUAUUUUUUCAAUGCAAUUUUA